UCGUUAAAAUUGUAUGAAUGCUUCUGCAGCACAGACAACCAGAGAGUCAUUUGUAAUUAUACAAGUACAAGUAUCAGCCGCAGAUCUCUGGGAGAAAAAAAAAAUGUCGACGACCAAAGCAGCAGUAGCAACAGGUGCCUCUCCAAGCCUUCCGAAAUCCGGAGCCAUUUCAAAAGGCUACAACUUCGCUUCUACUUGGGAACAGAAUGCUCCGUUGACAGAGCAGCAACAAGCAGCAAUAGUAGCACUUUCUCAUGCAUUUGCCGAGCAACCUUAUCCUGUCAAAUUGUCCCAGGAGCGUGUACAUGGACAAGAUAAUGGUUUGUCCAUUUCAACUAAGCACUGCACUGUGGAAGAAUCGGGGGCUAUUGAAGCAGUUUUGGUCAAUACGAAUCAGUUUUACAAAUGGUUUACAGAUCUUGAAGCAGCCAUGAAAUCAGUCGGAAUCUGUCUUAAUGCAAUGGUCGUAUCAGUGUUAACUUGGAAAGCUGCUAAGCCUUUAGGGGCAUUUGCUUUUGUCGUUAAACAUGUUAAUACUUUUGGUUUUUUUAAAUUUGGGGGAAACUUUCUGAUGAUAGAGAAGAUGUGGAGCUUCUACUAUAUUCAAUGCAAGUUUGUGGUGAAAAUUCCAGAGGGUAUGGCGGUGGAGCUGGCGGCCGCUACUGUGCGCCGGGGUGACAGUGUACAGCCCACUGACUCACUUUGGGCUGAAGGAGAGUGGGAUGAGAGGAGGAAUAUUGGGGCUUGGAGGGGUUGGACACAUGGGAGUGAAGAUAGCAAAAGCCAUGGGCCAUCACGUGACUGUCAUUAG
Molecule: messenger RNA, 811 nt
Organism: Camellia sinensis
Lineage: Eukaryota; Viridiplantae; Streptophyta; Magnoliopsida; Ericales; Theaceae
Source: RefSeq, a predicted model, not a curated record